UUUUUGUGUGUGCUACGAAAGACGACCUGCAACUGCAAUUGAUUGCAAUUGCGUGUGAGAAGUCGAUACCAAAAUCAAUUGCGGCAUACGGUGAAAAUAGAAUAAUGGCCGAAGUGCGUCGCAGAAAGGAGGCGGUCUCCGAUGAGGCUGCUGCUCAAGCUGAGGCUGCUAAACGCCACUCGUCUGCAGCUGACUCUUCAGACCAUGUGGACUCUGAGGAGGAGAAAAUUCCCGAGGAGAAAUUCGUUGAAGAGCUGGCCAAGAACCUACCCCAGGGCACGGACAAGACACCAGAGCUAUUGGAUUCGGCACUGAAGGACUUACCCGAUCGCUGGAAGAACUGGGUCAUCCGCGGCAUAUUCACAUGGAUUAUGAUUUGUGGCUUCGCAUUGAUCAUCUACGGCGGUCCGCUGGCCUUAAUGAUCACGACAUUGCUGGUGCAGGUGAAGUGUUUCCAGGAGAUCAUCUCGAUUGGCUACCAAGUGUAUCGCAUACACGGACUUCCCUGGUUCCGCAGUCUCUCCUGGUACUUUCUGCUCACAUCCAAUUACUUUUUCUAUGGCGAGAACCUGGUUGAUUACUUCGGCGUGGUCAUCAAUCGUGUGGAAUAUCUCAAGUUUCUGGUGACGUACCAUCGCUUCCUCUCAUUCGCCCUGUACAUUAUUGGCUUCGUUUGGUUUGUGCUGUCGCUGGUGAAGAAGUAUUACAUCAAACAGUUUAGCCUGUUUGCCUGGACACACGUCUCGCUGCUGAUUGUCGUCACCCAGAGCUACCUCAUCAUUCAGAACAUAUUCGAGGGGCUUAUUUGGUUCAUUGUGCCCGUGUCGAUGAUUGUCUGCAAUGAUGUCAUGGCGUAUGUGUUUGGUUUCUUUUUCGGGCGCACACCCCUCAUCAAGCUCAGUCCCAAGAAGACCUGGGAGGGCUUCAUUGGUGGUGGUUUUGCCACAGUUCUCUUUGGGAUUCUCUUCUCCUAUUUCCUAUGCAACUACCAGUACUUUAUAUGCCCCAUACAAUACUCUGAGGAGCUCGGACGCAUGACGAUGAGCUGUGUGCCCAGCUAUCUAUUUACGCCGCAGGAAUACAGCCUGAAGAUUUUUGGCAUUGGCAAGUCUUUGAACGUUUAUCCCUAUAUCUGGCACUCGAUUUCUCUGAGCUUGUUCAGCUCGAUUAUUGGACCAUUUGGCGGUUUCUUUGCUUCCGGUUUUAAGCGCGCUUUCAAGAUCAAGGACUUUGGUGACAUGAUUCCCGGUCAUGGUGGGAUUAUGGAUCGUUUCGACUGUCAAUUCCUGAUGGCCACCUUUGUCAACGUUUAUAUAUCGAGCUUCAUUAGAACCCCAUCGCCGGCGAAGCUACUCACACAGAUCUACAAUCUAAAGCCCGAUCAGCAAUUCCAAAUUUAUCAAUCGCUUAAGGAUUCCCUGGGCGAUAUGCUAAACUAAACACACAACAAAAACUAUAACAAAAUCAACAAACCGUUCACUGCGGUUAACCCUUUACCCAUUAGAUUAAAAACAGACAACAAAAAAGAGUUUUGCUUUAGUCGUACGUUCUCUAUGUGUAAAUGAAAUACUGGUAUAUCCUGUAUAGAUGGCAAGCACUUUAGGCUGCCACAUCAACUAGUUUUAUAUUAAGUGCAUAAUUAAUUGUUAUGUUAGAUUUUGUUGCUACAUUUUAGAUGAUUUUCCCCUAAUCAAAACGCAACCCCAAACCCCAACCCACCUAAGAUAUUCUGAUUUGGCAUUAGGUUCUGUGUGCUGCUGCUGCUCCCCAUUCUAUGAAGCGAUUCCAUUAAUUUUAAAGCUUAAGCAGAACCAUAGCAGAACUAUGAAUUUAUAAUAAUCGAUUGUGUGUGUGUUGUUAGUGAAUUUACUUACUAUUUACUAUAAUUACUACUACUACUAAUAAUAUUUACUAUGACUUAGAGAUUGACAAGGAUUCGGUGCGGCUGGAGAGGGCAACACUUACAAAACAUUAACAUACAAUCGAAGUGCAUUUUUUUUGGGAGCCCAUACAUCCACCUGCAAACCGAAGACUUUUUAAUGUAAUCUGAAAUUAUGUGCAAUGUUCUUUUGGAUGCCUAUCAUUUAUAUAGUGCAAUAUUUAUACUCAUUCGAUUUGGGUAACUUAAUUCCAGUCAUUUGAUUUAUUCAACAUUUCGUAUGUUCCUUUAAAUUCAUUCACUUAUUUCACA
Molecule: messenger RNA, 2191 nt
Organism: Drosophila guanche
Lineage: Eukaryota; Metazoa; Arthropoda; Insecta; Diptera; Drosophilidae
Gene: Cds
Product: phosphatidate cytidylyltransferase, photoreceptor-specific
Exons: 7
Coding region: 105-1439 (444 amino acids)
Cellular component (GO): endoplasmic reticulum membrane
Molecular function (GO): phosphatidate cytidylyltransferase activity
Source: RefSeq, a predicted model, not a curated record